UAUGCUUAUUACUUCCUUUGUCUGUAAUAUUGUUUAGUGACUUGGAAGAUACAAGUAUCAUAUUUACCGUUUAUAUAUCGUAUACUUAUUAUCAAUACGAUGAGGAACCGUUAUAUUGGUGUAACUCUCUUGGCUGCUCUUAGUUUUACAGCUGGUCAACAUAUAUACUCUAGAGAGAUGGCAGAUGACCGCGAGGAAGUCCUUCGAAUUCAAAAUGAAAUAAAUCAGCUCAAAGAAGAACUUGUUGCCAUCAAGGAUACAAUUGCUUUCCAAUCUUCACUAACCAAGGCUCUGGAAAACAUGAAGGAACAAGAGACUGUGAUCUUUGAUAAGGUUUCGUUGAACGAAGGAAACGCUUACGACAAAACCUCCGGAAUAUUUACAGCACCAAUGGACGGAAUCUAUUCCUUUACGUGGUCAAUGUUAACACAAAAGGGAAAAUAUUUCGUCUCUGAUAUUGUGCGGAAUGGCCAUAAAGUUGCAUCUAAUUAUUCCGAUGGAAGGGGUCACGAUCAUGGGUCUAUGUCAACCGAACAUGCUAACAUCAAAAUGAAGAAAGGCGAUAAAGUGUGGAUUAGAACCCGUGGAACCUGGGGACAGUAUGCCCAUGGUGGAGAUUGGUGUUCUUUUUCUGGAGUAAAAUUGUAGACAGUAUACCUAUAUGGAUAUCAAAAUAAAGCAUUUGAAGGUUUAAAAAGUUCAUUAGUUUUUGUAUUUUCCUAUGCAAAGGCAUUCAUGACAGUUUUGAAAUACAAAAAUUAAAAAUAUUAUACAUACACAUUGUUCAUUUUAUGGUUUUAAAAUUGUAGUCAGGACAGUGGCUUUAGACGCUAACGAUCGUCUAUCUCCUUAAUUAAUUCCAAAGGGAACGAGCUUGAAACAACAUGGAGACGUAUAAAACAUUGUAUGUACAAUAACUAAUGCAAUACAUUACGUAAAAUUGCAUACAAUGUAUAUUGAAACUUACAGGUUUACUAAAAAUAUUUUUUGCCGAAUUCAAUAAAUGCUUUUAACGAAA
Molecule: messenger RNA, 1018 nt
Organism: Magallana angulata
Lineage: Eukaryota; Metazoa; Mollusca; Bivalvia; Ostreida; Ostreidae
Product: heavy metal-binding protein HIP-like
Exons: 2
Coding region: 100-648 (182 amino acids)
Molecular function (GO): protein binding
Source: RefSeq, a predicted model, not a curated record